AUGGCGUCCGACUCGACACUGAUCUUCAAACGCAAGAAAGCUAAAUCGGCUCAGAGAACGAGGGAUGCGUCGCCGGAUAAUGACUCGGCGACGACUGCGCAGGGAACUGGAGACGAAUCUCCCAGCAUUUUGGCGACGAAGUUGAAGAACAAGGUUAAGAGGGCUCAACCAAAAUCACGGUUGAGCUUUGGAGGUGCGGACGAUGAGGAGGGGGGUGAGGAGGUGUUCCAGGUCAAGAAGUCUAAUUUGAGCAAGAAAUUGGCUUUGGGAACUCAUCCGGCUACUGUUGCUUUAAACUCUUCGAUAUCUACAAGCCGAGGACCGACCUAUGAUCAAACAUAUCUCAACCAGCUGAAAGCCAGCACGCCAACAUCGCGUCCUCGUCUGGCAGAUGAUGCAUACGAUGCUGAUACGUCCAUGAACAUCGAUGUUUCCUUGAAUGACAUGGACGUGGACAUUGAUGACUCGGCUUCUUUCAAUCUCCCAUCCGAGUCAUCGAUAAAGGUAGCUAAAGAGAAGCGGGAGCGGCUUCGGAAGACACAAGCGGCUGGAGAAGAAGACUUUAUCUCGUUGUCCCUUACUCGAAGGGCUGACGAACCUCCCGGUCCACAUCCUGAAAGUCGAUUGGUGCGAGAAGAAGACGAACUCGGUGAAGGCGAAGAUGAAUUUGCGGAGUACACUAGUGCUCAGGAACGAAUAGCGUUGGGUAAGAAGUCCAAGAAAUUAGAGGCUAGCAAACGUCGUGACAACAUGAAGGAAAUGAUUGCUGAUGCGGAGGAGGAAGAUGAAGAAACUAUGGAAUGGGAACAAGAGCAGCUGCGACGCGGAGGUCACCAAACGCCGGAGCCCUCAGCACCAUCCAAAGUUAAAGAGGCCUAUAAACCUGCACCAAGUAAUUUUUGUUCCAUUCUUCACCGUCCUGGUUCUUACAAAGUUCCAGUUCCCCUCGCCACCCCAUUGCCUACGCUGAACACAGCUCUAUCCCGGUUGACUCAACAAUUCACACAACUGACGACCUCUCACGCCCAAAACACUGCUGCCCUUGAAACCCUUGCACAGGAACGAGACGAAAUAGAUACACGGGAAAAGGAAAUGAGGGAUAUGGUUGGUAGAGCUGAAGAAAAGUCGUCAUGGUUUGGAAGUUUCAAAGAGUGGGUGGAAGGCGUUGCAGGGUUUUUAGAUGAAAAGUAUCCGUUGCUCGAAAAGCUAGAAGAAGAGCAUUUGUCAUUGCUUCAGGAGCGAUCUGAUUUAGUCUGUCAGAGACGGCAGAUGGAUGAUGAGGAUGAUCUAACUAUCUUCCUCGGUCCACUGCCCACGCCUGUCGCCAAGCCUGAGUUGGAAGAAUACGACGAGCUAGGUCGAAUUAUCCCAAAGCCCAACGCGGCUUUCGCUCGACGAGAGCGUCGAACUGCACGCCUUUCCCGUCGUCAGGUGCGUCAGCAACGAAGCAGGAAAGCAGAACUUGAAGAAGGAUAUUCUACGGAUUCUUCGCUCCCUCCUCCAGACGCCUCAGCGUACUCGUCUGCUAUAGCAUCGCUAGCUUUGCGGACCAAGGAGGUUCUCGCCGAUGUCAGAGCAGAUGAGUUUCGCGAUCCCGGAAAGGGUCGUUGGAGCGUAUGGAGGGAAAAAUACAGCGAUAGUUAUAUUGGAGCAUGGGGUGGUUUGGGCGUCGUUAGCGUCUGGGAAUUUUGGGUCAGAUUAGAGCUUAUAGGUUGGGAUUGUGUUGAGGAUUCAAGAAGUCUGCAUGAUUUCAAGUGGUACAAAGGGCUUUAUGAAUAUUCCAGACCUGGAAAUGGUGAUCCGCAUGAAAGAGAGCUGGGACCUGAUGGGGACCUGGUGGUUUCUAUGAUCUCCACCGCUGUCAUUCCCAGACUCUGUAAACUUGUGGAAGGUGGAGCCUUCGAUGCAUAUUCCGAGCAACAUGUUCGCAGGAUGGUUGACUUGGCAGAGGAGGUUGAGGCAAGCGUUGAAACGGGAAACAUGAAGUUUCAGACCCUUCUAAAAUCCGUGAUCACAAAUUUUGAAACAGCGAUCAUAGGCACCGAAGAGCUACUUGUCAAGUUCAACUCGGUGCAACAAUCCAUAACCCCGUUCGAUCCUGAGUCGAUACCCGCUCGUCAACGUUUCCUAGCACGCCGGGUCAAGCUUUUGAAAAAUAUGUUGCGUUGGAGGAAGUAUACAGGAGAACGAUUUGGCGUUGGCAUGCUCAUGAGCAGACUUGUUGAAAGAUGUGUGUCUGGUGUCGCAGAGAGCGGAUGGGAGGUCGGUGGCGAAGAUGUUGCCAAAACCGUCGUGUCUCUGUUGCCCGGCGAGCUGGUACCACCCCAAUUGAAACAAAGGUUGACAUCUCGAUAG
Molecule: messenger RNA, 2355 nt
Organism: Laccaria bicolor S238N-H82
Lineage: Eukaryota; Fungi; Basidiomycota; Agaricomycetes; Agaricales; Hydnangiaceae
Exons: 10
Coding region: 1-2355 (784 amino acids)
Biological process (GO): mRNA splicing, via spliceosome; spliceosomal complex disassembly
Cellular component (GO): U2-type post-mRNA release spliceosomal complex; nucleus
Molecular function (GO): DNA binding
Source: RefSeq, a predicted model, not a curated record